AUGGAACUUGAUUUCCUAUCACCUAGAGCAAGAGAAAUAAACAAGAAAAAACUGAGUCUUUUGUAUUCUCUAAAAAACCAGAAUAUUGAUUAAAAUGACCCUAUUAAUGAAAACGUUCCCUUCAUUAAAAAGCUUUCAACCGAUCAUCCAUUGAACGAUGUAAUUAAGGAGUGCUAAAACAAUGUGAGAGAGGGUUUCUUAACUCCGUUAACAAAUGUAUGCAAUAUAACCAUUUAAGAGGUCUUCCAAUUCUCUAGAAUUCACCGCAAACAUGUUUGUUGAAGAAUUAUUGGACAGCAUCAAAAUAAAGCAUCUAAAAAUACUACAGUUAGAUGAACUAAUCACUAAUUUUAAAAACAACAUAGAAAUUCUUCAAAAAAUAGAAGUUAACAAACUAUUAAUCCCUUCCAAAGAAUUUUAUGAAAUCUUUAUACUCAAUUAACCUAACAAUGAUCAUUAUCAAUUGUAUUUAAAUGAUCAAAAAUUGUACCCUUAAUAAUGGUCUACUUGUCCAUUUGAUGCCAAACAAAAAUUAAAUUUUGCUUUAUUCUCUAGUAAUAAUAAAAUGCUUGAAGCUGUUUCAGUUGACAUGAUUUAUGUAUCAUUUAAUACUUAUCUUUAGUAAAUAUGUCACAAUUGUGUAAAACUUUAAUCAAAUGAAUAUCGCUAGAUACUCCAAAUUAGAUUUUUAGAGGAUUCAGAUAAUCCUAUUAUUUAUGAUUUAAAGUAUUAAAAACUAUUUAAUUAUAGGAUUUCAUUAUUGUACAACAUGACAAAUGAAUUUAAGAAAACAAUAAUUAAAACUUUGAAAGAAGAGAUUCAAGAAAUAGAUCACAAAAUUUUAGAUAUGAUAGAAGUCAUAAAUAGAAUGUUGGAACCUUUUUCUAAUCAUGGAUUCAAAUAUUUAAGAUAUGAUGGUUUAAUUGACAAUUAAAGCAUGUCAAAAAAUAGAAAUCAUUGUUGUAGCAUUUUCUGAUCAUAU
Messenger RNA from Paramecium octaurelia, 982 nucleotides. The record is from the annotation of a GenBank genome assembly. NCBI's taxonomy places the organism in Eukaryota, Ciliophora, Oligohymenophorea, Peniculida, Parameciidae.